Penicillium atrosanguineum is the source of this 1107-nucleotide messenger RNA. RefSeq names its product putative transcriptional regulator. The transcript is spliced from 2 exons. NCBI's taxonomy places the organism in Eukaryota, Fungi, Ascomycota, Eurotiomycetes, Eurotiales, Aspergillaceae. Gene Ontology annotation, cellular component: nucleus. The record is from RefSeq and is a predicted model, not a curated record. The annotation marks the transcript as partial.
CCCAAUAAUAUAACCAUGGCGCCACAGUAUAAACUCUCAGACUCGGAGUCUGAAUCUGACGAUCCUCUCGCUGGGGUUCCAUCCGAUGAGAUGCUGGAGAAAGGGCUACGUGAUGAAGUUGCCGGGAUCUACGCCUCGGGUAACAUGGAGAACCUGACCGUGAAACGCGUGCGCCUCGCCGCUGAAAAGAAAUUGGGCAUCACAGAGGGUUUCUUCAAGACAACAAAUGAUUGGAAAACGAGGAGCGAACAGAUCAUUAAGGAUGAAGUGGAGAUUCAAGAUAAUGAAUCAAAAGAGAAAGAAGAACAGCCUGUCGGGAAAUCACCUUCGCCUCCACCCCAGCCUAAGAAGGCCGCUAAGCGAUCAAAAGCUGAAAAUGCUCCCAAGCCGAGGAAGCGCCAGAAGACACAGACUCGCAUUUCGGAGGGUUUAGAGGAUGAAGUAUCAGACAAAAUGGAUGACGAAAGUGAAGAGGAGUUUGCGAAGCCACAGAAGCGAAAGGCACCCGUGAAGAAGGAUACCAAGUCGAAAUCCGCUAAAGAAGAAUUGCCCGAAACUUCAGACGUCCCCGAUGAAGACCCCGACGCUGCCAAGCCGACUGUGGAAGCCACGAAUGAUGAAUCUGAAAGUGAAAUGUCUGUGGUUCUCGACGAGGAGCCUAAGCCUGCGCGCAAGAGGUCAAAGAGCAGCGAAACCGCCGGAAAGAAAGAGAAAAAGAAGGCCGUGCCCAAACCCAAAGGUAAAGACCAGGAAGUUGACCCAGAUCAGGAAGAGAUCAAGAGGUUACAAGGGUGGCUUGUCAAGUGCGGUAUUCGUAAGAUGUGGUGGCGAGAGCUUCAGCCAUAUGAGACCCCAAAGGCGAAGAUCAACCAUCUGAAGGAAAUGCUGGAGGACGCAGGAAUGAAGGGCCGGUACUCUUUGGACAAGGCCAAAGCGAUUCGCGAUGAACGGGAGCUCAAGGCAGAUCUGGAGAUGAUCCAGCAGGGGGCGAAGCAAUGGGGGACUGACGGAGAGCAAGCUAGCGAUGAACCUCCGCCACGUCGCGCUGCUGCGCGAGGCCGACAGGCGCUCGCAUUUCUGGAGGAUGAGGAUGAAGAAAGUGAUUGA